This is a messenger RNA of Drosophila gunungcola (fruit fly), 578 nucleotides long. RefSeq lists its product as uncharacterized. The coding region runs from base 159 to 485 and encodes 108 amino acids. The record is from RefSeq and is a predicted model, not a curated record. The transcript has a single exon. Lineage: Eukaryota; Metazoa; Arthropoda; Insecta; Diptera; Drosophilidae.
ACAUAUAUCGGCUUAAUUAUAUUAGCAAAUUUUAUUGACUGGGCUUAGGACCACUGGCUUUCUUUGCGUGAAGUUCCUAAUUGCUUUUUAAUCAAAUGUCCCACUUGCCGUUGGUAUAAAACUGCCAACCGAGCUGCCCAAAAGUCAACAGAUCCAAAAUGAACGGCUCAAGCAACAAACUCAUAGGUUGUCAGAUUAAAAUCGCCCUUAUUGUUGGCCUUUUGGUCUCCUUGGCCUGGACACUUCCUGUCGACGACGAAAAGAAGACACUUCCAGCCAAGGAUGAUGCUGUGAGCAUUGAAGCAGCCCCGGUGGUGGAAGACGCCAAGGAAGACCUGGGACAACUACGCUUCCCGCCUUUCAACAACAAUGGAACUGGAUUUUUCGAAAGAUAUGGUGAAAAGUUCAGACAUAAGAAGUCUACAACUACGACAACUACUACCACGACCACGACCACUACAACAAGACGUCCAGUUGGAAAGUAAGAGCGCCAAGGGCCAACACCCACCAUCACAUAGAUGAUUGCCGUCGACUUCAUAUAAAUAUUUAUUCAAAUCGAACUACUUUGAUUUACUAUU